AAUGCCUAGUAUAAUUCAAAUGUUGAGUAAAAUAAAUAAACUUUGAUUUAUAAACAUGAAUCCUGGGGAAAGUAAUUUAUGGGGCUCAAGAGUAGUCUUCAUAACAGUUCUCAUCUGUCAAUUAGUUGGAAUAACUAACAUCAAUAGUAUACCAAAUUAUGCUCUGACACAAGGUGCAACAGGUUAUAUUAUAUUCCUUAUAAUCAUCUAUAUAUUCAUGGGAAUACCACUACUCUAUAUGGAAUCUGUAGUAGGACAGUUUACAACAAGAGACUGUAUAGCAGUUUGGAAAAUUUGUCCUUGCUUCUCUUUCAUGGGCUAUGUGGUUUUAAUAUGGCAAGCGACAAUCCUUAUUUACAAUCAAAUAAUGACUUCAUUUCUGGUACAUUAUUUACUGGUCAGUUUUGAAAAUCCAAUACCAUUUUACACUUGCGGUUCAUGGAGUUCUAGGUAUUGCAACAGCUUGGCGACGAAUUACACGGUCAAUCAAGAUUGCAUAAAAUACCAGAACCUAUUUCCUUACUGUGACAAUCUGUACAAAACAUUUCCCGAAUAUCAGUACUGGAGAUUCUAUUUAGUGAGAGGGAGAGAACAUCGAGAAUUCUUCAUUGCAUGGAAAGUCUGUGUUGCUUCAGGAUUGAUCAGCUUUAUUCUUUACCUCAGUAGCUUCAAGAGAUCGAAGUCUUUGAGAUGGAUUGUCGUGAGUUUAUCAAUUUAUUCAAUCUUGGCACUCACAAUUAUACUGACGGGCUCGAUGCGGCAGAAGGGAGUGGUGGUCAAAUACGAGGAAUCGCUUGAUUUAGAUUUUAGUGAAUUCACCAAGAAAUUUCGACUAUCGCACCUUAUACAACAAAUAGUGUACAAUUUAAACAUUGGUGCUGGAACGAUGUUUACCCUAUCGUCAACUUUAUCAUUUAGGUCUCCUUGUUUUUCAGACAUUGUAAUAGCUGUAGUUAUCUGCACUUUGUUUACUGUAAUAUUUGUUUUCACUACCGCAAUGAUGACCUGCCCCUACGCCUACGAAUACGGUACAAAACCAGGUGCAAUCAUAAGAACUCCGAUGAAUCUUAACUUCGAAACAAUACCAAGAUUAAUCUACCAAUAUGAGCAUAAAACUUUUUAUUUAAUAGUAAUUUUUAGUUACGAAGCAGUCCUAGGCGUAAGUACGAUGGUGAUAUAUUUAUUUAGUUUACUCGAAGUGGCCUUUAAAAGAUGCCCAAAACUAGCAGAGUAUCCAGGUUUAACUACUUUUUGUACUGUUGUAUUGAUGUUUUUUAUGACAAUACCAUUUUUAAGUUACUAUGGCGUUAAUAUGAUUGCUCUUAGUUUUCGACGCUACUUUACUUUACUAUCUACAUUCAUUGGCCUACUAGAGGGAUUAGUGUUCAUAAUUUGGUACGGUGUAAAUAGAUUAUCGGAAGAUAUUCAUUUUAUGUUGGGUAUACAACCGAAAAUUUUUAUAAAAGCUACUUGGAUUUUGUCAGUUAUUUUAUUGGCAUAUGCAUUAUGCAAUGAAUUGUAUUACCAAUUAAAUAAUUUAACUGGUUAUAUUUACGCGACAUAUGCACUUAUAGCGCUAUUAAGUUGUAUAGCAGCACUAUUUGUGACGACUUUAUUAGUAGCUAUUUGUACAAAAAGAUUCCGAAGGUUUAUUUCACUAGAUCCUACAUGGGGUCCCAGCACUGACAUAUUACAAAGAAGUCGAGCUAUGUUUUCAGCACAAGCUAUGACCAAAGAAUACAUAUACCGUCAAUAUCACCUUCAAGCUGGGAUUAUGGCAAGACAAAAAAGGACCAAUGGAAUUAUCGCUAAUCGUUAAGUAGGUAAACAGAUUAAAUGUAUCACAGGCAUGUAUGCAUU
This is a messenger RNA of Pararge aegeria (speckled wood butterfly), 1860 nucleotides long. RefSeq names its product sodium-dependent serotonin transporter-like. Gene Ontology annotation, cellular component: membrane. The transcript has a single exon. Lineage: Eukaryota; Metazoa; Arthropoda; Insecta; Lepidoptera; Nymphalidae. The coding region runs from base 56 to 1819 and encodes 587 amino acids. The record is from RefSeq and is a predicted model, not a curated record. Gene Ontology annotation, biological process: sodium ion transmembrane transport.